CUGCCAAUCACUACACUCCAUUCCCGGAUGAGCUCCGCCUCCUGUCCUACCAAAUAGCAGCUGCCUGCGGCUUCCCAGGCUUCAGUGCAGAGGCAGGAAUCCUCAAUUACUACAGGUCCGACUCGUCUUUAGGGAUCCACGUGGAUGAAUCGGAAUUGGAUCACAGUCGGCCGCUCCUGUCAUUCAGCCAUGUCCGCCUCUGCUGGAUGCUCUCCGGCGGGCCACAACUCGGCCCUCAGCCCCGGCAUGUCAGUGUUCCGCUGGUUGGAAGUGCUGGAGAAAGAGUUUGACAAGGCCUUCGUGGACGUCGAUCUUCUGCUCGGAGAAAUCGACCCAGACCAAGUGGACAUUACGUACGAAGGCAGACAGAAGAUGACCAGCCUGAGCUCCUGCUUUGCUCAGCUGUGUCACAAAGCCCAGACUGUUUUCCAGCUCAACCAUAAACUAGAGGCCCAGCUCGUAGACCUGCGUUCCGAGCUGACCGAGGCCAAGGCGGAGCGCGUGGUGGUGGAGAGAGAAGUCCACGACCAGCUGCUGCAGCUUCACUCUCUCCAGCUGCAGCUCCACGCCAAGCAAGGGCAAGCUCCCGACUCUGACUCCAUCAAACACCGACUGCCUGCCUGUACAGUGGAGCAGAUGGAACAGGAGCUGGAGGCCAACAAGAAGGAGAAAUUGACUGAAGCGAGGAUGGAAGCUGACGUUCGACUGUACAGGAAAGAAAACGAGGCUCUUCGCCGGCACAUGGCUGUACUUCAGGCUGAAGUGUACGGCGCUCGACUUGCUGCCAAAUACUUGGACAAGGAACUGGCUGGCAGGGUGCAACAGAUCCAGUUACUGGGCCGUGACAUGAAAGGGCCGGCACACGACAAGCUGUGGAACCAACUGGAGGCUGAGAUCCAUCUUCACCGCCACAAAACUGUCAUCCGAGCAUGCAGGGGGCGCAACGAUCCCAAGAAACCCCUUCCCUCGCCUGUUGGGCAUGAACCCGACAUGCUGAAGAAAAGUCAGGGAGUGGGUCCUAUCAGGAAGGUGUCGCUCAUCAAAGAUGACCAUGAGGGUCUGGGCAUCUCCAUCACGGGGGGAAAGGAGCAUGGUGUUCCCAUCCUCAUCUCAGAGAUCCAUCCAGGGCAGCCUGCAGACAGAUGUGGAGGUUUGCACGUCGGAGACGCCAUCUUGGCUGUCAACAGCAUCAAUCUGAGAGAUGCCAAACACAAAGAGGCUGUCACCAUUCUCUCCCAACAGUCGGGGCAGAUAGAGUUCGAAGUGGUGUACGUGGCUCCAGAGGUGGACAGCGAUGAUGAGAAUGUGGAGUACGAAGACGACAACGGUCAUCGCUACAGACUCUACCUGGAUGAGCUGGAGGAGAACAGUACCGCGCCACCCUGUGGCGGCUCAGCAUCUUUACAAGCAGCUCUAGAGAAGAUGUCGGUGAGCAACGGCGCAGAGAACGGAGACGUGGGACUCUCCAGUGAGACGCCGUCAGAAGAAACUCCUUCCAAGCCUCCCGACGCUCGCAGCUCCUCUUAGGAGACACACAGGAUUUGUAUCUCUUUCCCAAGUACUGAAUCACAUCUGCAGCACGCAGAAGCAGUUUGUUGUCCCUUUUUUCUCUGUGGAUGUUUUAGUGUUGACAUUAGGAGGCUUGAUGGCACGUGGGAAUGCUAGCAGGAAGACGUGACUAAAGAAUACAAGUUGGGUUGGUGAUGGGAGGCUCCUGAUUUUCUACCCAAUUUCCUGGCAUGUUUAGUGGUUUUAGUUGGCUUUGUACGCCUGCAAAAAGCCAUGGCACUCAAAGGAUCCAAAGAGAAGUAAGUGGACGCUAAGGGUGUACUCACACUAGACCACUUGUAUGCACCGUGAUGGACCCCUCCCGCACCUGGCAAAUGCAUCCCAUCAAUUCUGCACGGGCGUUUUACUGCAAUUUCUCUCACUUGAUCGCAUCAAUUUAAUGACUCGUCUUUAUUACACAAACAAACGUGCUUGGUUCCGUUUGUUUGUCCACUGUUACACUGCAAUUUCCCUGACUUGGCGCAUUACUUCCACUCGUAUUUGGAGUUGGGAUUAUUUCUAUUGGAAGGUGGUGGCUGUCAUCAUUCCAUGCCCUGCCCCACCUCCGUGCCAAAGGAGGGGAAACGUUCAUCGGAUCGGAGCGCUCACACGAGCCAAACGUGCAGGACUUGUGAAGCGGCCAAGUUUGAGUACACCCCAAGUUCCUCGAUUCCCUCCAUAAACGAAGCAUGUUCCUGCUAAAAAUGCCUUAGAUUGCUAACGUCCUCAGCGUCGCAACACAACCCUCCUAUUUAUAUGGCAGCCACUGCAGAAUAGACUUCUCAACCCGACGUCAUGCUGGGAGUGAUUGUUACAUCUGACACCGUGUGAUGUCAUGCACUUCAGUAGAUUCUAACCAUGUGGAUGGAUAGCUGUUCAAAAUGCUUUUUCUUUAUUCUAGUGUAAGAAAGUUGACCCCCUGACACUUCAGAAACGUUUGUUUCCUUCACUUGAUCCCUUAUGCCAAAACAUCAUUCUUAAACCAAAAGUCAUUCUUUUGCUUUUCUUCCUUUCCUUUCCACACCUUUAUCGCAACUGUAUUAAGCCUUGAAAUAAAAUGUGCUUCUAAUUCUACUUUUUAGUACAUACCAGUACGGUAAUUAAAAAAAAAAAAAUCCUGAAUACUUAGUUGUAUAUUGAACGCCUUAAUACAAAAUAGAGUAGCACCUGGGCUUUCCAAGGGUACGAUGAAUUCCCAUAGGAAAUAAUGCACAUCCAACUACAGUAAUCCCUCAUUUACAGCGGUUGAUCGGUUCCAGACUCAACCUGAUAAGUGAAUUUCCGCACAGUAGGAUUCCUUAUUUAUAAAUGGAGUGGAGCAAAUAAACGCUGUUUAAAUUCUAAAUACACUUUUUAACAUUAUUAGAGCCCUCUAGACAUGAAAUAACACCCCUACAGUCAACUUUACAUUCCUAUUACCCAAUAUAGUGGACAAAAUAAGAGGAAGUAAGACAUAAGACUUGUGCUUGUGUAUGUUAUUAUUGUAAAUGUCUUCCAGUGCUAGGCGAGCUGAGUGGGGGGGUGGACAAGAAGGAAAGUUUUAGCUUGACGUGGGUGACAGCCGCAACGGCAGCCGUGUUUUUAUUAGGUAUUAUAAUUCAACCCUGCAAUAAAAGCCUGUUCUGGCUAUCAUUGCUGAAUAUUACAGUAUCAUUACUGACACCUGCUGACCAGUGGUGAAUACUUUGAAUGUGUGUUUUAUAGUCUCAUAUUAAUAUACUGCCGUCCCGUGUGACAUCACGCUUUGAAUUUCACGGCUUCACACUUUACGUUUUUUCAGACUAUAUUAAUAAAUCAUGGUAGUUGUGUGGUUAAAUAUAGCCUCUUAGUCAAAAAAUGUGCAUAUGAAUUUUAUGCCUGAAUUCAGCAUUGUCAAGCAUGAAAAUGACAAAGUAGAAUACAAAUAUAAGGCAUUCAGAAAAUGCAUUCAAAGAAAUGUAUGUAGCAUUGUACACUGGUCACUAGGGGUCAGUAAUGUCACAUUGAUGAGACAAUAGCCACUGCAUAGUGUGAGUCUAUAUUACCGUAUUUAUGUCUUAUUUUCAACUAGAUUAGCUAAUGGGAGGUGACUAAAACUAACGAGGGAUUACUGUAUGUACACAUGAAUAUACAUUCCUAUAUAUGUCAAAUAGUACUUUGUUGCAGUAAGAGUGGAAGAAAAGUGGGAAACCCCCCCCCCAAAACAAUUCAUACUGUGCCUCCUUAAAAACACACAGAUCACAAUAACCAAAACACAGUUGGAAUAAGCAAUCAUAAAUAUCAUCGAUGUUAUACGCUUUAUAAACCAAAAAAACAAACAAACAAAAACAUAGCAAUGCUUUUGUUUCAAUUGGCUUUAAUAGAAAGCAUAGAAUUGAAAGACGUUAGCAUGAUGCCAAACAAAUGAACGUCUAAACAAAUGUAAGUAAGUACAUACAUAAGUAUGUAAAAAGCUGCAACCAUUCAAUAAAUAAUCCCUUAAAAUAGGAAUAUUAGUCAAACAUGACUGAACCGUUUGUGUUGCUAAGUAUUUGGGUUCAAUGACGUUAGAAGAUAAGAUGAACAAUGUAAAGCACAUACAACCAGUUACUUGAUUGCUAGUUGGAACAAAGUAAAAUAUUCCUUGGGCACAUUUAUUAGUUGAAGGUUUACUGUGAUUUAGAUGCUAAAUUGAUUUAGGGAAAUAAUGGCAAAUACUAUCAGUUGGGUGGAAGACUUCACCCAUUCAUAAAACAUAUGUAAGCUUAUUUGCACACAAACCGUAAAAGGUCACAGAAAUACACAAAAGAUACUACUGGCACCCAUUAACAUCUGGUAGAUUGGGAAAACCGUGGUGCUGUGUUAAUGGAAUACUGUACUCCGUUAUAGUUAUAGUUUGCUGGCGUGCUUUUAUUUUGAAGACCAAACUUUACCGGACCACAGGAAGUGUUGCGCCGAGUCGGCCCGAGUGUUGCCGAAGAGACGAAAAUGCCUGGGUUGUUACAGUGAGUUGUGACUAAAGAAAACUUGCAUGUGUCCCUCAUAUAAGAGAUAUGACAUACACGUCAGUAAGUAUACUGUGUUCUCAGUUCCUGAGGCUGCUAAUGUUGACAGAAUAGUAAUGUCGAUGCGCACUUGCCAGGAAGUAAUAUUUACCAGCGCCUCCUCCACCUGCUCCCUAUUUUCCACCGCUAGGGGUUUCUCCUCAGCCACCAUUAUUUCAAAUUAGUCCAUCCCCUUUCGCUACGUGGACAACUGGUGACUGAGGUGUGAAGGGGGAAUCAAACACACGUACACACGCACGUUACAUUAAAUGAUAUUAAAGACUGUCUAGCUGACGUGACCCAGGUACAAGAAACGUCCAACAUGUAACGGGCUAUGGCUAGCUAACGAAGACACCGGUGGGCAAGUCCACGUGCACAUAGAGUGACAGCGGGGAUGGCCGAUCACACCCGAGCCAAAAAAAUCAGUUGAGCCAAUUGAUGAGCUUUUGUGGGCGGUCUUAAAUGUAAACCGGCUUCGGCUGGAGCGGUUUUCCGCUUGGUCCUAGUGCUACAAAGUGUCUUGUUUUAAUACAGUAUAGCGUAACAUUGUUUUUGGACGGUACAAAUUAGAGGGGAACAAAGCUUUUCGAAAAGGUGCUGCGGACACUACCCCCAAGUUAUAAUAUUACAACUUUUUACCUGAAAAUAUUAGUCUUUAUGCCUUAUUUAUUAUAUCUAAAAAACGAAUUAUUGAGUAAUUAACUACUCACAUAAUGAAGCCAAUGCUUUCACGUGAAAUUAGGUGUACUAUAUUCCGGAGGUGAUCUACUUUGAGUUGAUGUCUCGUGUGAAAAAUGCUGACACAUCAGCAUGGUUUAUGCAUUCAUAGCCAUAGUGAGUUUACCUGGAUGAGGGAAAAUUGCGUUUGAAUUGAAACGGCCUUCAUGUGCUUGCAUAGAGUUGAACACCACCAACAAUUUCCCGUCACUUCUUGGCCCUGCUGUCCACCACGUAGUGUGCGUAGCAGUCCGCAAUGUUCUUCCUCAGCUCCUCAACGCCUUUCCUCAGCUGGCCCACCUCCGUCAGUUUCAACUUGGCUUCUUCCUCCUGCACAUCCCCGCACUUGCUUUCCUCUGCGGGAAUGUUCAACGCUGCACACAAACAUGCGCAAUGUAAAUAUGGAGGACAACGGCACGGACUUUGUUUUAGCACAAUAUGUACUACAAGCCGGGCGCAAGUACUGGAAUGCAACGGUUGAAUCACGUUUGUUACGUCUGCAUAAUCAUUUUAUAAACUUCCAUUACUGCUAUCAGUCAUCAAGAGCAACUUCGGAGUCUCAAGCCAACUGGCAGUUUACCCUUUCCUUAUUUAGAAAUGAAAUAUUUUUGUACCCUAAUAAGCACCUUCUAAAUGCGGUUUUAAACAUUAUUAGAGCUCUCUGGACAUGAAAUAACACGCCUAUAGCAAUGAUUCUCAAUUAUUUUUCCGUCCCCCAAGGACAGAAAUGAUUUCACGCACCCCCUAUUUGAAAUACUAUUGAGAAACUGAUAUCUAUUUAUCUGGACUGAACUCGAAACUGAAACCAGCGAAAUGCAGCAAAAUGGAGAGCAAUGAAGCAUACGAGCGUAUUCAAGAGUCAAAUUGCAUUCUGAGUAUGAAAAAUUCAUACAUGUUUGGUCUGCACUAACACUGAAAGUCCUCCCUGCCCCCCCCCCCCCCCCGGCAGUGCCCCGCACGCCCUCAGGGGAGCCCGCCCCACUACAGUAUUUAAGAAGCCCUGCCUUAUAGGCACUCUUACACUCCUAUUACCCAAUAUAGCAGUAAUUAAGACAAAAUAUUAGGAGACAAAAGUCAUAUUACGAGAAAAAAAAAUAGCAUAAAGUUGAAAUAUUACAGACAAAAAUAUGCAGCUAGAAAGAGUUGUAUUAUGAGAAACAAACAAAAAUAAAGUGGCAAUUUUAAGAAAAUUAGGUUGGGUAAAAAUGAUAAUGUUACGAUAAAGUCCAAAUAUUAUGAGAAUAAAAGACAUUACAAGAAUAAAGCAGAAAGGAAAAACAAGCAAAAAAAAGUAACGUAAAAAGAAAAAGUUGAUAUUGAUAAGACGCUUUGUCACCGAUGACAAAAAGCUGAGAUGCAGGCUCUUUUUUUCUUUAAAUCUAAAAAACAUGCCAGCAUAUCUACAUGGGUUGGCCCUCCAAUCAUUUUUUUUGGACCAAGAAUGCCCGAACUUGCAGGGACGUGAAUGCGGAAUGACGCUGUGGUGUGCGUGAAUGUGUGGCGUACGUACACGUCAUUUGCAGCAACAGAGACAAGUUGAGCUCCUUUCCUUGAGCUCUCUGAGCCAAGAUGCUGCAGAGAGCCUGAAGGUCCAGCAAACAAAGGGACAUCUCUUUCAGAAGCCGUCCCACUUGUGGCAUCUCCGCGUGGGACAGAGAACGCUCCCGCAGCCCGUCACCCGCCUGUGGCUGCUUGAUAAACACAAGAUCCGCAUGUCAACUUCCCUAAAGUCCUGCUCGGAAAUGACCUCAAACACGAUUAGUAUCAUUUUAAUAUUAAAAGUAGUGAAUUUGUAUUUAGCAAAUAUACUAAGUGCUUAUUUAUCAGCCGAUACCUGAUUAGCUAGAAAACAAAAAAAAAAAAAAAAGAGUGGACGUGAAUCUGAAACACGGUCCAGAGAAGAACCAGUGGUCCAUGUGUUCGUAUCAACAAGUAAGAGACAUGAAAUAAACGUUUGUUCAAUUGAUACCUGCGGCGAGGCCGAAGACUCAAUGGACGGACUCUCUUGGCCCUCAGGAGGACAAACGUGUGAAAGACUUCGUCCCUUGUGUAGUCUUGCACUGAUUGCCUAUCAAAGCACAGGGACGUGUUUUUCAUCAGCAUCGAGGAAGAAAAGAACACUGCAACUCUCACAAAACAAUCCAACGCUUGGCUGGAAAAGCAACAUGAAUUCAUCCUCAGCAAUCAACCUCAAAAAAGCCAACAGACAGGAAGAUGCAGCCUCAAACACACGCCUGAUGAAAACGAUAAAACCAGCUGAAACAUUUGAGUAAGCAAUCUAUUUUCAUGAAAUAACUCAUGGCAAAACAGGAAGAUGGCGUCUGUGUGGUGUCCCCCUGCCUCAUCGUGUCUUUGGGGACCGUCGUCAACAAUCACGUCUUCAAUGAAGGUAAAAGUCAACUUAAAUGAUCAUUUAUCUCAUUCAUCAUUUACAGUAUGUGUUUAAUUUCUGCAUGUUAAACUAUAAAAAUGCGUUUUGUGUUAACAUUUUUGGUUUUCUGGAACGGAUUCAUUGGAUUUACAUUCUUUCUUAUGGGAAAAAUUGGCCAUUUCGGUUAGAGUUGGACCUUCUGUAAGGAAUUAAUGAUGCUAACCAAGGUUCCACUAUAUUUAAGUAAAAAAUACAAUGAGCUUUAAUAUGCACAUGCAUAUAUUUUUGAACUAAUACAAGUAAUAGGCUGGAUUCAACCACAAAACCGCAUGAUUUAUUAAUUUAUUUUUGAAAAACGAUGAUAGAGUGAAGCUGCGAACCCUGAAGUAUUAAAGUAGUAUUAGUAUUCGAGGCCAAAAAGCCGCCUCCUACUCCAUCGCGAGACCAGCUGUUCCAAGUACGUUUCCAUCACUUGUUUGCUAGCUUACCUUUACGUGUGAGCUCAGUCGAUGAAUCUGUCCUUUCUGGUGCUCGAUGAGCUGGUGGGGAGCAAAGAAAAGCAGUCGAUGUGCAUGUGAUGCCCAUGUGUACAUACAGCAUUUCACAGUGAUGUGCUCCAAACUACCCUGCUGCUAUGGUCGCGCUUCUCCAGAAGCUCAGCGUUUUCUUCCUCCAGCUGCUUCAGAUCCAACACAGGCAACCUCACACCGUCCUCCAAGCACUGCUGCACCUUCUGCUGCAGGCUGUAGAUGUCAACAAGGUGAUAUCAUGCGAAUACAUGUUAUUAUGAGCAGGGAAGUCCUUCUAUAGAGAGGAAAUACUCAUAGCAUUUCCUCUCUAUAGAAGGACGGCAGCUAAUGCACACCCCCACCCUUUCAGGAUGAGGCGCGUAUUGCAAAACAAAACACUUCAGUAGAGCAAAACAAUGAUUCAGUUAGGGUUUUUGAUUACACUCGACCCGGCGGUGAAGUGGUUGCGAAACAUUUUUUUAGUGUGCCUACAAGACGGGUGUUUAAAGGGAGGCCAUUUGCAGCCCACGGCUGUUUUUUUUUUUUUUUUUUUUUUGUAUGCUGCACAUUCUUAA
Molecule: messenger RNA, 8722 nt
Organism: Dunckerocampus dactyliophorus (ringed pipefish)
Lineage: Eukaryota; Metazoa; Chordata; Actinopteri; Syngnathiformes; Syngnathidae
Gene: gopc
Product: golgi-associated PDZ and coiled-coil motif containing
Exons: 10
Coding region: 145-1527 (460 amino acids)
Biological process (GO): negative regulation of protein localization to cell surface
Cellular component (GO): Golgi apparatus; membrane; trans-Golgi network transport vesicle
Molecular function (GO): transmembrane transporter binding
Source: RefSeq, a predicted model, not a curated record